Molecule: messenger RNA, 1128 nt
Organism: Danaus plexippus (monarch butterfly)
Lineage: Eukaryota; Metazoa; Arthropoda; Insecta; Lepidoptera; Nymphalidae
Exons: 5
Coding region: 557-952 (131 amino acids)
Source: RefSeq, a predicted model, not a curated record
GAAAUCAUUGUGCCGAUAACCAAGGAUUCAGUUUUAGCUGAAUACAUUUAUUCAUUAUCGUUCGUAUAAAAAAAAGUAAAUUUACUUUCAUAUAAAAAAUUAAACAGAAGAAAUAAAAUAUUAAGUAUUUAUAUAAAAAAUUUUGUGUUAAAAUAUGGAACAUUCACAUAUUCUCAGAUAAUUUCACUUGGGAAAUAUAGAGAACGUUAUUAUACUUAAAGAUAUUGUUUUUGAUAAGAAAAGCUGGUGAUAGCAACUUAGGCUUCUAGCUUUCACGAGACACAUUUUUUUUACAUCCAAACCAAAAUAAUGAGUUAAUUUCGAUAAUUAUCUUAUAUCACCACAAAGUGCUUAUCCGCAAGGACCUAUCACGUACCUAAACUCGGCUUUAUUAAUUAAUUUAUCUAAAGUGGUCAUUGAAAACGAAUCGAUUCACAAAAAUUAAUACGGUAGCCCCACUUGAUGUGGCUCCUAUAAAAUACUGGGAUUUUGUUUGAUAUAAGCCACACGUAUUUGAAACUUACUAAUCAGCAUAACGUUACAAAAACUUUCGAAAAUGAAGGGAUUUUUCAUAAUGAUAGCGCUGGUUUCUCUAAUCCAUGUCAAUGCAUCAGGACUAUAUCCGUUGGGAGGCAUAAGCAAAUGCAUCAAUGUUUGGGACGAGGGUUGUAAUAAUGGCGGGAUGAAUGGAGCUGGUCGCGAUGAUGACUUCAUUAAUGGUGACUUCAGUCCUGGAAAACGAUGUGUUAAUAUGUGGGAUGAAGGCUGCUCGAAUGGACAGUUACCGGACGCAGGUCGAGACGAUGAUUAUAUAAAUGGUGGAUUUACUCCUGGGAAACGCUGCGUUGGUGACAACUGUAACGGAAGAAAAUCAGAUCAAAGAAAAUAUGAAAAUUUUGACAGACAAUCAAUGUUUAGAUUGCUAGCAAAAAUUCACAGAAACCAGCAGUAGUGUUGCGGUUAAUCACAAAACAACGAGAACGCGAUCAUGUUUUAAAACGACGGUCCAAAUAUAAUUAAUUAAUAAAAUUUUGUCUUUUAAUUAUAACCUAUACAUAAUUCUUCACUUAUAAUUUUAAAACUAUAGAAGAAUACUAUAAUAUUAAUAUAUAAAUACGGCAUAGGUAU